AUGACGAGCGCUCCUUGUACUGGUCUGGUGACGUCACCAUCAGCACAGGCUGGUCUGGUGACGUCACCAUCAGCACAGGCUGGUCUGGUGACGUCACCAUCAUCACAGGCUGGUCUGGUGACGUCACCAUCAGCACAGGCUGGUCUGGUGAAGUCACCAUCAGCACAGGCUGGUCUGGUGACGUCACCAUCAGCACAGACUGGUCUGGUGACGUCACCGUCAGCACAGGCUGGUCUGGUGAAGUCACCAUCAGCACAGACUGGUCUGGUGACGUCACCAUCAGCACAGACUGGUCUGGUGAAGUCACCAUCAGCACAGGCUAGUCUGGUGAAGUCACCAUCAGCACAGGCUGGUCUGGUGACGUCACCAUCAGCACAGACUGGUCUGGUGAAGUCACCAUCAGCACAGGCUGGUCUGGUGACGUCACCAUCAGCACAGACUGGUCUGGUGACGUCACCAUCAGCACAGACUGGUCUGGUGGCGUCACCAUCAGCACAGACUGGUCUGGUGAAGUCACCAUCAGCACAGACUGGUCUGGUGAAGUACCAUCAGCACAGGCUGGUCUGGUGA
This is a messenger RNA of Procambarus clarkii (red swamp crayfish), 570 nucleotides long. NCBI's taxonomy places the organism in Eukaryota, Metazoa, Arthropoda, Malacostraca, Decapoda, Cambaridae. The record is from RefSeq and is a predicted model, not a curated record.